AUGUUUUUCAUAUUGACGAUCAAUCUUCCAACUCAUAGAAUUUGUUCGCGAGAUGAAAAUGGAAGUGUUACUUUCUGCCGUAUGGAAGAAUGGGACCCUACGUUGUCUCAAAUUCCUUGCCAAUAUCUUCCUCCGAGAUAUGUCGAAUGCAUUACACACUCCUUCGAUAAAUUUGCAAAUCAAUUCGAAAAUGGAACACUACCUAAAAAUGGAUGUCCUUCAACAACAGAUGAAAACGCAUUUGGAAUGGCAAUUUGUCAUCCAUUAAAUGGAAUUUAUUGUAUUGGAGAACAAUAUUGGAUCAACAAAACCUAUCCAUGUUACGAACCAGGCGAAAAAUCAGUAGUUACGGCGAUAUUAUUUUCAUUCCUGUUAGGAAUAUUUGGUGUCGACAGAUUUUACUUAGGAUAUUACUUCUUAGGCUUUUUAAAGUUGUUUACGCUUGGAGGUUUCACUCUUUGGUGGGUAAUUGAUUUUAUUCUAUUAUCGUUCGGUGUCUGGGGUCCAGUUAACGGAAAUUACGUCGGAUUCUACUGA
Trichomonas vaginalis G3 is the source of this 537-nucleotide messenger RNA. RefSeq names its product amyloid-beta binding. The transcript has a single exon. Bases 1 to 537 code for a protein of 178 amino acids. NCBI's taxonomy places the organism in Eukaryota, Parabasalia, Trichomonadida, Trichomonadidae. The record is from RefSeq and is a predicted model, not a curated record.